ACAGUUAGGAUGCCAUGCUUGACUUUUCUUCCUCCUUGCCCAUAUGCACCCAAAACAUUUUAUAGUUUUAACCAUUCUGCAACAGUAUUAGUGAAGUCACAGAUAAUUAACCCUGUCCUUUACUCUGGCUUCAACAUUCUUCUCUGAUCUUGCCUUUGCUAAGCUUCCAUGGCUAGCUCCCGUGGGUUUCUUCUCUGUGUUGCCCUGCAAGCAUUAGCCAUGGCUUCCACACUUUCAGUUCUUCCAAUAAACACUGAAGCGAUAGAUGUUCAAGGGCAAACCUUUUGCCCUUCUUCUUCCUGUGGGUUUCUCCAAGACAUUCGAUAUCCUUUCCGUAAGCAAGGUGAUCCACCUGGUUGCGGUUUUUCAGAAUACGAGCUGGUUUGUAUUGAUAACAAGGCUAUAAUUCACAUCAACACUGGAAGAUACUUUGUGACUAGCAUCUCCUAUACUGACAGUACAUUCUGGGUUGUUGAUGCCAAUUUGUAUAAUAGCAGUUGUCCCAUUCCUGAGAGGAACCGACGCCCUUACGCAGAUGGUUUGCAGUCCAAAAGCUUCUCCUUGCUGCGUCCUGAUGCAUUUACUUGGGCUGCCUUUGUGAGUUGUUCAGAGCUGAUAGCAAGUGAUAUUAUUCCCUCGUCCACCGGUUUCCUUAGUGAUGUUAUGUACAAGCCCGUUGAUUGCAGGAGUACAAAGAAUUCUUUAGUUUAUGUUUUCAUUACUACAAUCACUCCUAGGGUUGGAAACAUCAAGCCUUCAUGCAGAUACUUGUCCAUGAUUCCUUUGGGUAGUUGGGAUGUGAUGGCACCAAAUAAUGCAAGUUUUGAAGAUGUUGUAAAAUUUAUGAGGAAUGGAUUUGCUGUUAGAUUUCCUGUGAAAAUUGAAGAUCGCCCAUACCGUGUCAUCAUUAACCAUUGCCUGAAUGAUUCAGUGAGCUACUUCUACACUCAAAUAUCUAGUUCAAGCAUCCUGAAUCAGACUUCUGCCAUUGUGGGGAUCGACCUCAAUUUCUUAAGAUGUGUAAACGAUGAAACCUACCGAAGUAGACUAUUUUGGAUUGCGGUGGCCAUAAUAUCUGUUAUGGACAUUGUGAAGUUCGUGAUCGUACUUGCAAUACUAUCGAGGUUUGUGUUUUCACCAUUAGCUGUAUUGACCUUCCUCGCCUACAAAUAUUGGAAAACAAGGAUAUCCAUUGAUGCAGUUGAGAAGUUUCUCCAAAUGCAACAAGCUCUUAGUCCAACAAGGUACGCCUAUACCGACAUCACUGCAAUCACAGGGCACUUUAGAGAGAAGCUGGGGCAAGGAGGCUAUGGGUCUGUGUACAAAGGUGUGCUUCCUGGUAAUGUUUUUGUUGCUGUCAAAAUGUUGGGCAAUUCGUUCUGCAAUGGAGAUGAGUUUAUCAGUGAGGUUUCCACCAUCGGAAGUAUCCACCAUGUCAAUGUAGUGCGUCUCGUGGGGUUUUGCGCUGAGGAAAUGAGGAGGGCGCUCGUGUAUGAGCACAUGCCCCGUGGAUCGCUUGAUAAGUACAUCUUCUCAUCUGAGCGUAGUUUUUCCUGGGAUAAGAUUAAUGAAAUAGCUUUAGGCAUUGCCAGAGGAAUCAAUUACUUGCAUGGAGGAUGUGAUAUGCAGAUACUGCACUUCGACAUCAAGCCACACAAUAUCCUUUUAGACAACAACUUCACACCUAAAAUUGCUGACUUUGGGCUGGCCAAAUUAUACCCAAGGGACAACAGCUUUGUGCCUGUGAGCGCUGCGCGGGGAACUAUUGGGUACAUAGCUCCUGAGAUGAUAUCUCGUAACUUCGGUGUCGUUUCCUGCAAAUCAGAUGUUUACAGCUUCGGGAUGCUAUUGCUGGAGAUGGCUGGGGGGCGAAGGAACUCAGACCAACAUGCAGCAAGGAGAAGCCAGGUAUACUACCCAGCUUGGGUGUAUAAUCAUCUAACCCGGCAAGAGAUAGGGGAGAUUUGUGAAGCUUUUAAUAUCCAUGAGGUGGAGAGGAAGCUGUGCAUUGUUGGGUUAUGGUGCAUUCAGAUGAAAUCACAUGAUCGACCGACGAUGAGUGAGGUCAUUGAGAUGCUUGAAGCUGGCGUUGAUGGUCUCCAGAUUCCUCCCGAACCAUUCUUCUGUGGGAGUGAGCAAAAUUCUGUAACUGGUACUUUCCAUCUCUCCUCGGAGUUGAGUGCAAUCUCAGAGAAUGAGGUUACUGAUUCCACAAGAUGAGCCCAUUGUGCCCCUGUACGUGCGACAAGUAGCUAGAAUAUGAAAUCUGUAUUCACGGCUGUAAUUGAAUGAUGCUCAAUAUUUAAUCAUUUGCAAUGCCAUGUAAUUUGAUUAUAUGCUGUGAUGCUGUGAUCCGAGAGAUUUGUAGGUA
Molecule: messenger RNA, 2371 nt
Organism: Setaria italica (foxtail millet)
Lineage: Eukaryota; Viridiplantae; Streptophyta; Magnoliopsida; Poales; Poaceae
Product: LEAF RUST 10 DISEASE-RESISTANCE LOCUS RECEPTOR-LIKE PROTEIN KINASE-like 2.2
Exons: 3
Coding region: 169-2220 (683 amino acids)
Biological process (GO): protein phosphorylation
Molecular function (GO): ATP binding; polysaccharide binding; protein kinase activity
Source: RefSeq, a predicted model, not a curated record